Molecule: messenger RNA, 1827 nt
Organism: Hydractinia symbiolongicarpus
Lineage: Eukaryota; Metazoa; Cnidaria; Hydrozoa; Anthoathecata; Hydractiniidae
Exons: 6
Coding region: 104-703 (199 amino acids)
Cellular component (GO): membrane
Source: RefSeq, a predicted model, not a curated record
AAUAGACAAACAGAGGACUAAUUCUGAGACUGGAGUGGUGAUGCAAGCUGGAGUAAAAUCAAAGAAAAUGUGAUCCCGAUAACAACUAAAUAAGAACAAGAAAAUGCAAAACAAACUCGAUGUAGCCCCACCAGGGGAUUCUACCACUAUUGGACCAAACAUAGCAUAUCUUCACACCAUUCCAGCAAUUUUAAAAGCGGUAGAAUUUAUGCUUUGCUUGUUUGCUUUUGCAUUGGCUGCAAGUUUCAAAAAUGCUUUAAGUCAUUGGAGUUCCUAUGGGCUGGGUCGUGUUGACUUUUUCAUUUUUGUUAUGGUUGUUGCAUGGUUAGGUGUGAUUGCGUUGUUUCUCGUCUACUUCCUGAACAUCAUCAACAAAUUGAAACAAAUCACACCUCUGGUAUUCAUUGUACUGGCUCUCUUGCAUCUAUUCGGAGCGUUGUUUAUUUUGAUCAGUACGGGGCUCGUCCUUGAUGACUGCAUCACAACACGAACAGCACAUACGUACAGAUACUCGUAUUGUGAUUACAUCAGCGCUGUUACGAAAACAUCAUGCCCUGUGUACGAAGCAAGUGGCGUUUGUGGAUUUUUCGCCUUCAUUGCUGUUGCAUUUGAUGCUGUUCUUCACGUGUUGAAAGCAGUGCAGGAGUAUCGUAUUGUACAAGCGAAUCGAGCAAGUAGCGCGCAGCCAAAUGAAGUUUUAUAAACACUGUGUGUAUUUGGUUGAAAAUGAGUGGAAAUUUAAAAGGAUUUUCUAUCAGCUGAUCUUUUUGUCGGCUUUAAUUUUUAUCAAUGUUGAUUUGUGAAUGGAUACGUUAUACAAUAUAAUAUAAAGAUAGAUUUAGUAUAAUUUUGAAUAUAAUUUCAUAGCGAAGACUGGUGAAAAGGUGUGGCAUUUUUUUUUUUUUUUGUUACUUAAAACAGUUCUAGCGAUGCUGCUUCCUUCCCUUGAUGCUAAGAGAAAAUUUUUGUACGCUGUAUGCUCUUUCGCCAAGAGAAAGAUUUUUACUUUUUAUUCAUAUGGAUAAUAUUUUUUUAACUAGUCUGGAUCCCGCGGCGAAAGGUUCACAUGAAAUUAAAUCGUUACAGUUUAGUUUGUUAGCAAACCGCAAGCUAACCCUGAAAGCUUUCUUUCGUUCGAUGAAGUUCGUAUAAACAGCCUGUCUCAUCAAUUUUCGAUACAAAAGUAUACCUAGUAGCGGUAAUUUUGUGAGUAAAUUCCACUGUCCUUUAACUUCAUAUCUUCAGCUGUCGUUUUCGUUAAAAACGCUGACCCUCUUGACAGGGUGUAGGCUUUAGACGAAUCUUUGUAAAUAUUAUCAAACUAUUUUUUUAUAGUUUUGAUAAUUCUACACGUUAAUUUUUUGUCCUUAUAGCUUUGAUUUUUAACCCUCUAUUGUUCUAAGAAACCUGACAGAAAGUUGGAAGAUGUAGAAUAUCAUAUGUUUGUUUGUUUGCUUUAUUUUGGCAUGGUUUUAUUGGUAGUUGAACUCAGCUGUUUUUGGAAAGCGUAUUUGUCACUUUAUCUGGACAUGUCCUCAAUGUGACACGGCUCAAGUUAUUUUUUGACAAGAUAUAGAAAUACUAUCCUUUUUUUCUAAAGGUAUUUUGUUGUUUGUUUGUUUGUUUUUCGUUUGUUUGUUUGUUUUAUUGUGUAUCCAGCCUUUCUACCUGAGCCUUCAAGUUAUGUUAAAAUAUAUGAACGAGUUUUUUUAAAGAUAAAAUAUUUUAUAAUAUAUAUUUUCUUUCUAGAGUAGUUUAUUAUUUUUUUUUUUUAGUUUGAUCAGUUGUAUUAGCUGGAUUAGAAUAAGUAAAUAAUUCCAUCUCUUA